CUUUACACAGAACAGAGGAACGACAUGGCGUCCACAAGCCGUGGAGAUGGGCUGUCCCUGCCCAGAGUGACCUGUCCAAACCAUCCGGAUGCCUGUUUGGUGGAGGACUACAGAGCCGGGGACAUGAUCUGCCCAGAAUGUGGCCUUGUUGUUGGUGACAGAGUAAUUGACGUAGGCUCUGAGUGGAGAACGUUCUCAAAUGAAAAAGCCCUCAAAGACCCAUCUCGAGUGGGAGACGCCCAGAACCCUCUGCUCAACGGAGGAGACCUGACCACAAUGAUCAGCAAGGGAACAGGAGCAGCUAGUUUUGACGAAUUUGGAAACUCCAAAUACCAAAACAGACGAACAAUGAGCAGUUCAGACCGCGCCAUGCUCAACGCCUUCAAAGAGAUCAGUACCAUGGCCGAUCGGAUCAACCUGCCCCGGAACAUCGUGGACAGGACAAACAACCUGUUCAAACAGGUCUAUGAACAGAAGAGUUUAAAGGGACGAGCCAACGAUGCCAUUGCCUCAGCCUGCCUCUACAUUGCCUGUCGACAGGAGGGUGUUCCACGAACGUUCAAAGAGAUUUGUGCCGUGUCCAGGAUCUCAAAGAAGGAGAUUGGUCGCUGUUUCAAACUGAUCUUGAAGGCUCUGGAGACCAGUGUGGACCUGAUCACCAGUGGAGACUUUAUGUCCCGCUUCUGCUCCAAUCUGGGCCUCCCCAAACAGGUGCAGAUGGCAGCCACCUACAUUGCCCGCAAGGCCGUGGAUAUGGAUCUGGUGCCUGGGCGCAGCCCUAUCUCUGUGGCAGCUGCUGCCAUCUACAUGGCCUCUCAGGCUUCAGCUGAGAAAAAGACACAGAAAGAGAUUGGGGACAUCGCUGGUGUGGCGGAUGUGACGAUUCGACAGUCUUAUCGGCUGAUCUACCCUCGCGCCGCAGAGCUCUUCCCCACAGACUUUAAGUUUGACACACCAGUGGAGAAGCUGCCCCAGCUGUGAUCUGCUCUCUGAAGCUCUGGCCUUUGUGGAGGCUGGAUGGACGGCACAUUCCUCUCAGCCGCAGACUGUCCUGUACAUAUCUGUCCCGUGGACGCCUGGCGCCACGCCAUUUUAGGCUGUUUUCUUCUUGUAAACAGACUUUCAUUUUGUAGGAAACGACCAGCUUCUAUUUUGUUUGAAUCCUUCAAGCUAUUUAAAGAAUUAAAGAUUUUCCUUAAAGUCCUACAGUCA
Messenger RNA from Periophthalmus magnuspinnatus, 1212 nucleotides. It is a transcript of the gene gtf2b, whose product is annotated as general transcription factor IIB. The record is from RefSeq and is a predicted model, not a curated record. Gene Ontology annotation, molecular function: RNA polymerase II general transcription initiation factor activity; TBP-class protein binding. The coding region runs from base 25 to 981 and encodes 318 amino acids. NCBI's taxonomy places the organism in Eukaryota, Metazoa, Chordata, Actinopteri, Gobiiformes, Gobiidae. Gene Ontology annotation, cellular component: transcription preinitiation complex; nucleus. The transcript is spliced from 7 exons. Gene Ontology annotation, biological process: transcription initiation at RNA polymerase II promoter; transcription preinitiation complex assembly.